Molecule: messenger RNA, 12324 nt
Organism: Rhopalosiphum padi (bird cherry-oat aphid)
Lineage: Eukaryota; Metazoa; Arthropoda; Insecta; Hemiptera; Aphididae
Exons: 18
Coding region: 690-10997 (3435 amino acids)
Biological process (GO): regulation of transcription by RNA polymerase II
Cellular component (GO): nucleus
Molecular function (GO): mRNA binding
Source: RefSeq, a predicted model, not a curated record
GCUUUCCGCCGCAUUCGCCGAUGAGAUACACACGAGCACGCGUGUCGCGUAUAUUAUUAUCCUUCCGAGUCGGUUCGUUCAACGAUAUAUAUACAUGCUAUAUAUAUACAUAUAUACACGCAUAUUGUAAUAUAAAUACGUUCGCAUAUAAAUAUAAAAAUAAUAAUACGUAGCUUCGGUGUUGUUUAAAUUUAUUUUUCUCGUGUAAUUUUCGUUUUUUACGUCUGUGUGCGUUAUAUUAUUCAUUUAUUUUAUUAAUUUUUAUUUAUUUUUUUUUUUUGUGUUUUUUUUUUUUUUCGAAUUCGCCCGAAACGGACGUGCCGAUGUGAAAUAUUCUAGUGCAGUUUGGUUUGGUGUUCUGUUCGGAUUAUCGGCAAUCGUCAUUGUCACUGUACACAGCCCGUGUGUCUCGAGUGUGCGUGUGAUUUCGUACAUGGUAUCGUUGCCUACGUCGUCGUCGUCGUCGUUGUCGUUGUGAUCGUGCGCGAGUGUGGUUCGACCGCGAUGUUUGCGUGAAGCACUCGGUUCUUCAUUUCCGCCGCCGCCGUUUUUUGGUGUGUGUGUGCGAGUGUGCUUGUGCGUGUGAGCAAGUGUGAUUUUUCCAUUCUCGAACCCGUUGGACCGCGGUGGAAUCGUGCGCGACCUGUGUGUUUGGGCGUGUUCCCGAAUGAUGAAGAGUUGGCGACAUAAUGGUUAGGGAGACUCGCCAUCUUUGGGUCGGAAACCUGCCGGACAAUAUACGCGAAGAAAAAAUACGCGAACACUUCAAGAGGUAUGGACGCGUGCAGAGCGUUAAAAUACUGGCGAGAACGAAGGAAGACUCGGUGCUGGGAGUCAGUGGCCUGUGCGCCACUGUGUCGUUCAUGGACAUCAAGUCCGCCUCAAAAGCUCAUAACGGGGACCAAAAGUUGGACGACAGGUCCCUCAGCACCGAGUACCACGAGCCCAACUCCAUACUACCGCCGGCCAGCCCAACCAUGCCGCCACACAUCUAUCCGGGCCCCACUAGGCAGUACAUCCACGGGUCUCCUCUAGAGGAACUAAGCAGCUUUGAACGUUCUAGUCAUUUUUACGAUCGUGAACGAGAGGCUAGCUACCGCGGACGACCAACCGCUGCCGCCUACCACGUUGUAUCGCCGAUUCAAGGAUCGACCGACCCGCUCCGAACUCGACCUCGUGAGAGGACCGUCUUCAGGGCGUACCCGCAUGAAAGCGUUGUCACUUCGAGUAGAGGUCAUCACCAUCGUGUAGGUAGCUGGGCUUUUGAAGCCAACAACCCAAGGUUCAAUCACCACCUAAGUAGUUGUAGUUCACCGGAUUUAACCUACCCGGAAGAUAGACGGGUAGAUCCACCUAUAAUAAUCGUCCGGAAUAAACAACACCUAAAACCCCCUAGUGAGUCUAGGGGUUGUAGUGAGGAUCGUUCUGGUUCACCCUCGAGCUCUAGUUCGGCUGCAAGUCAUUCAGAGGCAAGUAGUUCGUGUAGUUCAUCUUCAUCACCUAGCCCCACUCCACAGCUGCCACGCAGUCCUAGUCCAGGUCCCGCAUUAUCCGACAAGUCUUCUUCAAGCCAUAGCCUUCACGGUAGCUCGAAGAGCAGUACGGUUCCGUCCCACACCAUUUGCACACAGUCACCGAACUUAGAAAGUCAAACAUCUCUUUCACUUGAACAGCAGAGGCAUAAUGCAAUUUGUAUAAAAAAUUUACCUUUGAGGUCCAGUGAUACCAGUCUUAAAGAUGGUCUGUAUCAUGAAUACAAACGACACGGCAAAGUGACGUGUGUCAAAGUGGUGGGCCAAGGGUGCGAAAGGUACGCCUUGGUGUUCUUUAAAAAGACUGAAGAUGUUGAUAAAGCUUUACAAGUAUCUCACGACAAGUCGUUUUUUGGUUCUAAAAUUGAAGUUUCUUCAUACCAGGGACACAAAGAUGUGGAUGACAAUGAAAGCAGGCCGAUUGAAACAGAUGUGGAUGAGUUUCAUUCAAAAGCAACCAGAACUCUCUUCAUCGGUAACUUAAACAGCAAUACAAUAGCGGCUGAUUUAAGGAAAAAUUUUGAAACAUUUGGUGAAAUUAUUGAAAUUGAUAUUAAAAAAGGGAAUAAUAUCAAUGGCAGUACAACAGGCACAUAUGCAUUUGUCCAGUACAUUGAUAUAUCCAGUGUUGUAAAAGCUAUGCGUACAAUGGAUGGUGAAUUUCUGGCAGGAAGUCGUAUAAAUUUAGGUUUUGGAAAAUCUUUGGCGACUACAUGUGUUUGGAUUGACGGUGUUGCUGAAUCGGUCAGUGAAAAAUAUCUGGCAUCUCAUUUUAAUCAGUUUGGCAGUGUUACUCACUGUGUAAUUGACCGAACCAGAGAACAUGCUUUGGUGUUUUUUCAACAGAUUGCACAUGCACAGUUAGCUGUUACUCAAAUGCGUGGUUCCAUUAUGAAAGGUCGAAAACUUCAAGUUGAUUUUGCAUCUAGAGAGUGUCAGCAAGGAUUCUAUGAGCACCUAGAUAAGACAUCUAGUGAAUCUAGUCCUAGGUUCACUACGAGUCAACAACACGAUAGUACUGCGCAAUUAUCGCCUAGCAGUACAAAUGGUGUUGCUAUUCGAGGUUUUGAAACUCCAUCAUCUUCUUGCAGUAGUGCUGCUGGUGACAAAAGUUAUCCAAGGAAUCCUGAUGAACCACGUGUAAAUUCAAUUUCUGCUCCUAAUCCUCAAGAUAUACAUAACUUGCAAAAGGAACGUAGUCAUCUUUUGGAACAGCUUGAGGACUGCGGUAGUUCUGGCGAUGAAAUUCUGACUGAAUCGUCAAUAGCACAGCAAGUUAAAAGCCGUUCGGGCACACCUUUAUGUAAUGAACGUCCCCCAGAGAGUCUUACACCUCCGACUCAAGUUCCUAGAUCUCAUGUACCGAUCUCGUUGCCGUUGCCCAGAUUUGCUGUGCACGUCUCUAAUCCCCUGCUCAGCCCACCUCUAAGCUCCCCCAGAAGGCCUCAAUCGUCCAACUCGGAUGAUUCUCAAGCCUCUGAUCCUGGUGCGCCAGGUCUAGAAGAAAGAUUAAGAAGCCUAGAUGAAAAAUAUGAACAAUGGAGUGGUUCUAGAACAAGUGUACUAAAACUUGAUACAUCAGUUCGUCUUCGUUCAAGAUAUAAGUUGUUAGAUACUGUUGAUAAACUAGAACCUUCAGAUAUUGUCAAGUCAGUUCUUGCAAAACCAAGUGUUUUUGAUGAAGAUACCAAACGGCUUGAAAAUUUUUCUGAAAAAUAUAUACCUAAAGAGUUUGUACCAACUCGAACAAGCCCUAAUUUACAAAACUUCAGAAACCAACAAUUGGGUUCAUUUUCACCACUAACACCAUCGAGUAGUGGGUCAUCUAAAUCCCCCCCAGCUUCUUCUCCAGCAGCUAUUAAAACUCAAUAUUCUUUUCCAAGUCAUCCUCAACCUAUAAUAAUCACACAAAGUUGCAGAACUUCACCUACAGACCCCCGAUUGCCACCUACUGAUCCCAGGUUGGUAAUUGAUCCAAGAUUAUCUGCUGCUGAUCCUAGAUUAUCAGCCGAUUCAAGAGGAUCUUUUUUGACUAAACAAAAUAUCUGUACUAUAAAUGAUAAUAGGUAUGUUCCUGAUAUACUGAAUACUAAGGAUCCUCGACAUCCUAUACAUAAAGAUGCAGAAAUUAAAGAUGGACCUGAAGCAUUUUAUAGGAGUAAAAUUCGGGAUGAGUAUACCAAAAAUUGGUUGCAUACAUUUGACCGAAAAGAUAAUGAGCCAACCUAUAAAUUAGUUGACCUAUUUGAUCAUCGAAGGUUUAGUGACUUUAGAAAAGAAGAAGAGGAAAAGUUAAAAAUUGAACAAAUUAAUAAACAAAAACUCUUAGAUGGAUUUGUUGUAAAAAGAAAAUGUUCUAAUGACACCGUGGUUCAUCCUAGUCCAUACUUUGUUAGUGUUCAAGAAAAACAAAAAAGUAUUGAUGAUCUUAAAAAACUUACUGAACAUAAAAAAAUUGAAGAAAUCACAAAACGAGAAGAACGCAUCGAGAUAAAAAAAAUUACUGAAGAAAUUAAACCUCCUGAACCACCUCCAACAAUAAAUAAUAUUGAUGAAGAUAAAAUAGACUUCAUUACCAAUGAGAAUACUAUUGCGAAUAUUCUACUAUCUUCUAUUGAAAAUUUAAAUAGGAAGACUGAAACAGAUAAAACUAGAAAUAAAGUGGAAAGAACUAAUUCAAAUGAAUCUGUUAGUAAACUUUCUGAUACUGAGAAAAAGAAAGACGUUAUCAAUGAAUCAAUAAAAAAGAAAGAGCAUGAAAGAAAGAAGUCUAUUGAUUUUGACCAUACUAAAAUCAAAGAAAAGAAAGACCAUGAAUCUAAAAAGAUAUUAGGUUCUAAAUCUAAAGAAUGUGAAAGUGGCAAAAGUAAAGAACUUGAGUUUAACAUGUUUGAAAUUAAUCGAAUCAAUAAGAAAAAAGAAGAACUUUUGAUAAAUGGUAAAACAAAAGAUGUUGAAAAGAAAAAAGAUAUAAAGUUUGACAAAAAACCAGAAACUAAAAAAGAAGAUAAGAAAAAAGAUUUUCUUAAAGAAAUUGAUAAAAAGGAUGAUGUUGAUAAAUUAAAAGAGAAAAAGAAAGAAAAACGUGAUAAAGAUCCACCUAAGCACAAAGAAAGAAAAAAGAGCAUAGAUGAAAAUAAUAAACAUAAACAUGAAAACAGUAGUAAAAGAUCAAAAGAACAUUAUAAAAGUAAAGAAGAAGAAAAAGCACAUCAAAAUGUCACUCCUGAUUUUGAUGGGAAGUUUAAUGACGAUAAAGAUCCUAAAAAAGACAAAAGAGUGGAUAGAAACAGCAUUAGUAGUAAUAGUUCUACAGGGCGUUCAUCAAAAAGGAGAAUGAGUGAUAGCUCUGAAAAUCUUGAAGAUUCUAAAAGAUCAAAAAUAGAUAAUAAAAAUUUUAAAGAUAAAAAUCAUAAGAAAACUAAUGAAAAACAUAUUUCAUUCAUAUCAAAAAUUUUAGAUGGUAAAAACAAAGAACAGAAAAAAGAUCAUCACGAAAAAAAAUUGGAAAAGAAAAAAGAAGAGAGAAAAAUUAUCAAAACACCAAAUGAAACAGAAUCCGAAGAUGAAGACGAAGACGAAGAAGCUAGAGAAAGAAGAAAAAAUCAUUCUAUAUUUGAAGUGGUGUUAGAUGAACCAUAUGUUUCAAUGUAUGAUAAAGUAAAAGCCAGAUCUACCAAAAAUAUGCAAAAACAAGAAGAAGAGAAACGUCAAGAAAAACUCAAAGAAAAAUUCAGUCAAUUAAAGCAAAGUAGAGCAAAAAGAGAAGAAAAGAAGAGAUCUACAUCGUAUGAUGGUGAUUCAGAUUCUGACCGAGGUUUACGACGUUCAUCUAAAUUACUCAUUACCAGCUCAGAUGAUGACGAUGACUAUUUUCGGCGAAAAAAUCAAAGACCAGUUUCUGACUCAUCAGAAAAUGAUAGACCAAAAGUUCAACGAACUGUAUCAGACUCUUAUGAAAGUAAUAAUAAAAAUAAAACUCAAAGAGGAUCUGAUACUUAUGAAAAUGACAGACUUAAGGCUUUGAGAGUUGUAUCAGAUUCUUCUGAAAAUGAAAAAUUCAAGCAAUUAUCCAAAUUUAAGUCUCGAAUACAAUCUGAAUGUAGUGAUAGUGAUGAUCAUUUUGUUCGGAAAAGUUCAUUUACUUUUGAUCGAAUACAAAAUGAUAUUGACGUUCAAGGAUUUAAUGGACAUCAAAAGAAAAAGAAACAGAAAAAACAAAAAAGCGAAUAUUCAAGAAAAUCAAUUGAUAUCAACGGAUUAGAUAGUAAUCAUAGGCCUAACAAGGAGAAAAAGAAAAAGCAUUCAAUAAGUCAUAAAUCAAAUAUUAAUGAAAGAAUGCAAGAUAUUUUUGGAUCCUUAUCAGAUGAGGAUAAUGAAAAGACAAUUAUAAAUAAAUGGAGUGUAUCUGAUGUUUUUGGAACUGAUUCUGAUACUGAGCACGAACGUAAAGAAAAUAAACCAAAAAUGGAAAUUAAAAAGUUCAACGAGUUUGGUAAAGAUGUGUUAAAAUCACUAUCUCAUAAUGUAGAUGAAAUAGCUCGAAAGAAAAAGAAACGAAAGAAGGAUAAGGAAAGAAAUAAAGAAGAUCGAAGGGAAGAUCGAAAAGAAGAAAGAAGAGAUGAUCGUAAAGAAGAACGAAGGGAUGACCGUAGAGAAGACCGAAGGGAAUGUCAUCUAGAUCGUAAGGAAGAACGUAGAGAUGAUAGAAAAGAAAAAGAAGAACUAAGAAAAGAUGAACCCCGAAGAGAAGAUCGUAAAGAUGAACCUAAAAAAGAAGAACGAAAAGAUGAACCAAAGAAAGAAGAUCGAAAAGAUGAACCUAAAAAAGAAGAUCGAAAAGAUGAAUUAAGAAAGGAAGAUCGUAAAGAAGAACAACGAAGAGAAGAUCGUAAAGAUGAGCGCAAGGAAGAUCAGCGAAGAGAAGAUCGAAAAGACGAACGCAAGGAAGAGCAGCGAAGAGAAGACCGUAAGGAUGAAAGGAAAGAUGAUCGAAAAAUAGAAAUUAAAGAAGAACGAAAAGAAGAAAUAAAGAACGAUAAAAAAGAAAUUAAAAGUGACAAAGUAAUAAAUAUAACUCACGAAGAAAGAAAAGUGCCUAAAGAGGUGAAAAGUGACAAAGUAAUAAAUAUAACCCAUGAAGAAAGAAAAGUGCCAAAAGAAGUGAAAAGUGAUAAAUUAGUACAUACACCGCACGAAGAAAGAAAAGUGCCAAAAGAAAUUAAAAGCGACAGAUUAGUGAGUACACCACCCGAAGAAAGAAAAGUGUCUCGAGAGCCAAAACAUUAUGAAGAAAUAAAAGUAAUGGAUAAUCUUCAAAGUAUAAUUGAAUCGAAAAAGAAACCAAAAGAAUUCAUUGCUAAUAAUGUCAAUACAAUUACUCCAAAUAGAGAUGUAUUUUCUUCAUUUUUUGAUUUUGAUGACUCUAAAGGUCCAGAAGAUGAGACUAUUACUAUAUUCAAAGGAGAUGAUGACACUGUUAAGACUGAAGUAAUGUUCAGGAAAGUAGAUGAGAAAAAAGAACUAUUAUUUAGACCCAUUAACACAUUUGAACCUAUUAAAAGAGAAAUUAUUGGAUUUGGAUCUCACAUGGAUGAUGAAACUGCUGUUAAAAGUAUAUCUGAAACACCUGAGCCAUUAGUAGAAGAAGCUGACCCUGUAGAAAUUACAUCUCCAGAAGAAAAGUCAACCCCGGUUAUUUCUCAAGAAGAAACUGAAGGAGCUGUUGCAGCAUUACUUGAAGCGGCAUUUGGUCAAGAUUUUUGUGACUCUUCAUACUCUGAUAGAUCUGCCAAACCUGAUACUCCAGUAUCAGAUAGUGAACUACGGAUUGAUACAGAUGAUGAAGAUAGCACAGAUUCAAUUAUUGAUGAAUGUAAAAAUGAUGUACCAGAUUCUUCGGAAAAUGUAACUACUCCAAAUAAAACUGAUGAUGAAAUUGUAAAACCAGAUAAAAAUGAAAUUGUUAUUUGUACGGAAAAAAUAAUAGAAUCUGAAAAACCAGAAGAUGAUCCAAAGUCUAUAGAAAAACCUAAAUUAUCUGAACUUCAACAAGAUUCGCUAACACCUGAGCCUUUGGAUACUAAACCACAAUCACCUUUAAGUCACAACUUCAGAUUACCUCAAAUGGUCAUUCAACAAACUAGUAUAAGAACAUUAAAUAUUAAUUAUGCUAAACCAUUAACCGAAGUAAAACCACCCAUAAUACCAUCUCCAGAAAUUCCAGAGAUAGUUGCUGAAAGCAUUUCAAAACCUGAACCUAAGACUGAAGAUCACGUUUCUGUUGUAAAAUUUUCUACUUCUCAAAUACCAACAGUGAUUUGUCACGAACAAUCUGUUAUAUCAUGUGCACCAAUGUCAUUACCAAAACAAGAAUUUAGUCAAACAUCUGUUUUACAACAUACUAAAGAUACUCAAAUUGUUCAAAGUUGUAUAGUUUCACCUCCAAUUAUUUUACCUGAAAUUAAAAAACCUAACUUGGAUUCUAUAAAAGAAGAAAUAAUAGAAGUAGAAGAAGAAGAAGAAGAAGAGGUUGUUGAUGAACCAAAACUUUCUGAAGAGUUGCUAUCUAAUCAAGCAGCAACAAUAACAUUUGCAAAGAAAUCAAUAAUUCAUGAAGAAAAAUUAGAACCUAUAGAAAAUUCCACUUCAGUUUUAAAUCAUGAAGAAUCUUCAAAUCCUGUUGUUACACCUAUUGAAACUGAUGACAAAUUAAUGCCUAAGCAUCCAAAAGCAAAAGGUCUUGAACGCAUUGUUGAACAGAUAAAUGAAAAAAUGAGAGCUAAAGCUAACGAAACUGCAUUAAAUUUAACAAAAGAACCUAUAAUGAUGCCAUUGAAAAAGGCUUUGAUUGCAAAAGACAAAGAUGAAAAUAGGUCAGAUUGUAAAGUAGAUAUUGUAGAAGUUAAAUCUAAAAUAGUUGAAAUGGAGUCACCAGAAGAUUUGGUUGUGGCCCCAUUGACACCAAAAAUUGAAGAUAAAAAUGAAGUUUUUGCUAGUCCUGGUGAAAGUAGUUGUGAACCUAAAGAAUUGGAUACAGCUAGAAUUAAGAAGGAUGACGAGUUCACAAAAGAUAUGUCAAAAACUAUUGAUAGAGAUUCUUCAGUUAGAGGAAGACGAAGAGGUGGCAGAGGACGUGGAACUCGUGGAGCUCCUACUAUAGUUACUCCAAGAAGAACUCGACAAAAUAUUGUAACACCAAAUAUGCCUCCUCAAAAUACUUUAACUGACAUUUAUGAGUUUACGGAUGAAGAUGAAAAGGUCAGUCAAAAGUAUAGCAAAUCCCCAGAACCACCUAUAACAAGUGUAAUUCCAAAUAUUUCAUCAUCUCCUCCGACUGGUGCUUUGGUAAUAAGCACUUCUCCAUUGACCAGAAAGUCUAGAAGACUACAGGAAAAAGAUGGAAGUAAGAGUACCUUAGAAGAAACAAUUGAUGAAGUUGCUCGUGGUCCAUGUACUCGACGUACCACACGUUCAAAACCUCAAGCAAUACCUUUAUUAAGCUUAGAAACAUCUCCACGAAAAACUAAACAAAUUAAUGGAAAAAAAUUAAAAGCCGAGUCUCCGCAACCAGUUUCUAAAAUAGAAACUAUUGAAUCUCCGUUGUCUAAUGAUCAAGAUGACGAUAAAAAUCAGCUAUCAACUUCUUUAUUAUCAACAUCAUCAUCAUCAUCAUCUUCGACAACUUCAGAAACAACCACAUUAAUUGAUCCAGUUACAGGCUUACUUAUUCCAAUGCAAGAAUCUGAAGAAGGACAAUAUGUGCCUAUUGAUGAUGGAGAUAAUAAUAGGAAUAAAAGAUCAUUAUCAAAUGAACCACCUGAGAAAAAAGCUCGUCUUGAGAAAUUGCCAGUUACAUCAAUGGCAAUUUCCAAAAAUAGUACAACUAUACCAGCUUUGGCUGUUACACCAAAUAACAUCCUUCCAGCAACUACCACAACAUAUGCAGUUACUCCUGGAAUGUCCAAUGUGGCUAAGACACCUUGUGUUAUGACAAUUGCUAACUCUGCACCUGUUGGACUUGUUAAACCUAAUAUUACAGCUUCUGUGAUAGCUCCUACAAAUAUUGUAAAGUCUACUGCCGUCAUGUCUCCUUCACCACCACCACUUAAGACACAACCAAACGUUCUAAAUAAAGCAUCUAAUCCUGUAAUUAGUCAGCAGCCAACAUGCAAACCUUCAAUUCCAAUUUCUACAAUGCCACCGCCAAUAAAAUCUCAUUUAACUGCCAUUAGUCGUACUCCUCCAUUACCUAAAUUAUUAUCACCAAAAGGACAUAUAGUACAAGCAUAUACAUCACAGUCAAUGGAAGCAGUGAAUCAGAAUUCUAUAAUACAUCCUCCUCCAACAACUCAGUCUUCACAACCAUUGUUGAUAAACACUCCAGGUAUUAUGAGUCCACCACUAAGAGGAGUGCUAAACUCGCCAUCAAGAAGUGUGUUAAGCCCUCCAUCAAGAGGAUUAUUGAGUCCACCUUCAAGAGCUGUUGUUCCUCCAACAUCUCAGCCUACCCCAUCUUCACACAGUUCAUCAGCUGUACCUGAUAUUAUUUGUCCAAAAGGAUUUGAUCCUUCUAAAAUGGAAAAUUCGAGGUGCAUUGUUAUGAGGAGUCCAUCACCACUUGUGUUGUCAGGCCAACCAAUGUCAUUUGAAGCUGGUAUUGACUCAGCCCCUAUGAAUAUGGUUCCAGCUCAUCAUUUCUUACAUCCACAACUUAUUUAUCCACAUUACAUCAGAGAUUCAAUGGGAGCCUUUAUUCCACCUAGAAACAUGAAAGUAGUACCAGAAAUUGAAGAAAAUAUUCCACCAUUAGAAUUGCGCAAAAGGCUUCCUGAUGAAUGCAUUACAGACAGACUGCAACAUAAUAUUGGUGGAACCCAGCAAUAUAUAAACGUUCAACAAGUAGCUCAUCCAAUUGGUAGUCUGCCAUAUGGACAAGUUGUACCAAUUAACUAUGGUUAUCGGCCUAUUAAUUCCAUAUUAAAGAACUAUCCUAUUUAUUGGCAAGGAACAUUAGCACUCAAGAAUGAUAAAGCACUCGUAGAAAUGCAUUAUUUGUUUGGGAAUGCAGCUGUUGCUGAACAUUCAUUACAACGUAAUAUUGAUGGUGAACUGAAGUUAUCCCAACGUAUGCGAUUAGAACAAACCCAAUUAGAUGGUGUUUCACGUAAGAUGCAGAUUGAAGAUGAAUGUUGUGUAUUAAUUGCUGUGCCAAUUGGUAUGAGUGAAGAAGAAUGGAAUCAACAAAGUUGCACGUUGCAUAAUGGUUUUAUAACAUAUUUACAACAAAAGCAAGCUGCAGGAAUUAUCAACAUCACAGCACCUGGAAGCACUCAGAAUGCUUACAUAGUGCACAUGUUCCCGCCUUGUGAUUAUAUAAAUAGUGUCCUAGCUACAGUCCACCCUGCAAUGGUGAAACAAAUAGCAUCUAUGGCCCAUCUAAUUAUUGUCAUAGCCACCGUGUAAAUAUUCUAUAAUGAGUACAAAUUUCAUAUUUCUUCUAGCGCAUUAGGUGCACAAAGUAUAUAUAUUAUAUAGCUAAUGAAAAAAUUCAUUAAACAAACCUAAUGAUAAUUGUUAACAGUUUUUAUUAUUAUUAUUAUUAUUAUUAUUACGAUUAUUAAUUAUUAUUAUUAUUAUUAUUAUUAUUUUUUACGCAUUAACAAUUUGUUAUUGGAAUAUAAUGCUAAUGAUUUCAAAUUGGUUACCAUAAUUUAAGAAGUUUUCAUAUUUAAAUUAAGAAAAUGUAAAGACGAAUAAUCACUGUACAAAUUUAGGAGUGAAAAAAAUUGUUUUUUAUUUAAAAAUUUUUGUUAUUUAUUUUUCAAAAAUUCUAACUUUUUUUUAUCUCAAUUUUUUUUAUUAUUAUUUUUAUUAUUUAUUUGUAGUAAUAAGCUGUAGACAUUAAAUAUUUACUUUAAUGUAGACAUAUUGUUGAUAUAAUUUAAACAGCCAAAUGUUAAUACGUGUUUAUCGUAAUUAAAUGAAUAAUUUUAAAAUUGACAGUAUUAUUUGGUAAAAUGUUUUAUGUACUUAUGUAGAAAAUUGUUUCAUGUAAGAGUUUCAAUUUUUAACAUAUUAAAUAUAUAAAGAUGCUUGUAAAAAAAAAUAUAAAAAAAAAAAAUAAUAAAAAAUAAGAACAUACAAUAAUUUAUUAUUAUAUAUAUAAUAUGAGAAAUCGAAAAAUUAAUCCCAAACACUAGUGUACAUAAAGUAUUCUACUAUUAAAUGUGUUUUGCUCAACUAAUUUCUAACAACAGUCAAUAUUGAUAUAUACAUUAUAUAUAUAUUUGUAUACAUAAAUAUGUAUAUAUAUAUAUAACAUAUAUAUAUAUGCAUAUGUAUGUACAAAUAUAUAUUUAUAUAUACACCUAUACAUGUAUAUAUAUUUAUAUAUUACUAAAUAUAUAACCUAAAUAUUAGGAGUAUUUUAAGGUUUUUUUUAUGAUUUUUAUUUUUAUUAUUUUUGUGUGAAUAUUGUUUUAAGAUUUUAGAGUUUAGACUCACUUUAAAAUUGCAUUGUAUAUAAACCCCUCCCCUCCCAGUUAAAAUUAUAAAUAAAUAAAAAUAAGAAAAAAAAGAAGAAAAAAAUUGUUCUUUGGCUGUGAUCUCUGCAUUAAGGUUCACUGUUAUAAUUUUAUUGUAUUAUAGUAUUUUUUUUUUUUUUAAUGUAACAAGUGCAUAAUGUAUGUAUUUUAAAUUUAUUUCUAUUAGUUAUUAUUAUUGCAUAUUAAAUAAUAAUGAAUAAUAAAGAAAAACUCAAUGUUUAGAAAAAUAAACACUGUUUUUUAGU